Messenger RNA from Dreissena polymorpha, 1417 nucleotides. Its product is annotated as macrophage mannose receptor 1-like. Gene Ontology annotation, molecular function: signaling receptor activity. NCBI's taxonomy places the organism in Eukaryota, Metazoa, Mollusca, Bivalvia, Myida, Dreissenidae. Bases 185 to 1354 code for a protein of 389 amino acids. The transcript has 8 exons. The record is from RefSeq and is a predicted model, not a curated record.
UUACACCACGUUUAACAUCACACACAGUAUCUAGAUCAUUAGUACCAAACCGGAGUCCAAUGAAAGAUAAGAAUGGUUGGAUCUUAAGAACAAAACGCGGUCGUUCAAGUAUAUUCCCUUCAUUUAGCCACGAUAAACCAGGCAGCGACUUGUGAAAAUACAUUUAAAUUUAAAACAUACAGGCAUGGAAAUGACAUUGUUUAUCCACGGGCUGGCUUUAUUGGCGAUUUUGAAUGGUUCGUCUGCAUCAACAUCCGCCAUACCGUCGCCUGAUGCCACUGAGAUGAUGUCAUCUUCUGUCACGAUAGAGACCACGCCCGUUAUAAAUACCGCAGGGACACCACCACCAGGAACGCAAUAUGGCUGCCCACAGAAGCACUUCGACUUAGCAGCAGCUGAAAUUGGCGUCCUUUUCACCGUAGAAGACACUUGUUUCGAGAUGAUCCCGACAUUCCACAGCUGGGCUAUAGCCGAGGCAGAUUGCAAGCAACGAGGCGGCCACCUGGCGACCAUCGAUACCGAAGAGAAACAGACUCUUAUCUACCAGAUCAUCACCUCUUUCGACGGUCCGACCGUUUGGAUUGGGCUUCAUGACAGAGACAGUGAGGAGCAGUUCAAGUGGGUUUCGGGGGAUCCUGUCACCUACACCAACUGGUUCCCACACCGGAAGAGUCUCUCACUGCAUAAUAUAGAGGACUGCGUAGUUCUAGUGACGAGACCCGGCUACAACGGGACGUGGGAUGACAGUGUGUGCACCGCCCAACAUGGCUACAUUUGCGAGUUCGAUGCAGUGUCGGGAAGUGAAAUAGGAACAACCAUGACGCCUAACACCACGGACAACGGAGACGGCGACUCGCACAUGUGUCCACUGCAUCUUCUUGUCCUCGCCCAGCAAUACGGCACUGACGUAGCACAGCAUGGCAACAGUUGUUAUGAGCUCCUUAAAAGUAGGGCCACGUACCCGCAUGCGGAACAACUCUGUCAGGAGGCAGGGGGCCAUCUUGCCAGUAUUAACAAUGCAGAGGAACAGGCAUACAUACAGAACUUCAUGAUGCGCCAUAAUCAGACCAGGCCUGUGUGGAUUGGACUAAAUGAUCACAACACAGAGGGGACAUUUGAGUGGACCAAUGGCGAACCAUUGACCUACACGAACUGGCUGGACGGCCACGAGGACAACUCUGCCGGCCAUAACGAAGAGGAUUGUGUGGCUCUGGUACCAAACAAGAACGGCACUUGGGACGAUAUCCGUUGUGGUUUUCAAGGCAUUCUGGGCAACGAUGCCGGCGAAGUCCAUGCGGGUUUCUGUGAAUACGAUACGGUUCCCAAGAUACCAGGCGCUAUGAUUGUCGGAUAGAAACUUUGUAUCGUUUUGCAAAGUGUAUAUUUGCAUUUGAAGUAAUUAAAUAAGGCCCGUCUU